This is a messenger RNA of Ilex paraguariensis (yerba mate), 609 nucleotides long. Lineage: Eukaryota; Viridiplantae; Streptophyta; Magnoliopsida; Aquifoliales; Aquifoliaceae. The record is from the annotation of a GenBank genome assembly.
ACAUGAUUCACCCCUGAUCUGUUUUAUGCUUUUUUUGUUUCUGGAACACAGGCAAAGUUUCAUAUUAUACAAGAACUUCUUGGUAAACUGCAUGCAAUUGUGGCUAAUAGUCAAAGAUGUGAAGCAUACAUGUCUCUUUGUAAUGAGUUGAAUGAAGAGAGGCAGAAGGCACGCUGUAUAAUGAAAAGCAUGUUUAAUAGAUCUUUUGGAGCUACAUUUCUGACUGAUACAGGUCAAGAAUCUGCUUUUGCUUAUCACAUCCAUCGAUAUGCCGAUGUGUAUACCAGUAAGCCAGAGAACUUUUUGUUCUAUCCACCAGAGGCAUGGCUUCAUGUACCUUACGAUAUAAAAAUUAUGCCACACCAUCUGAAGGUUUCAUCAAGCCUGUUCAAGACUCGGUAGCUAUCCAUCAGCUAGCCUGGACAGAAAACAUGGAAAAACACGUCAUCUAAUUUGGGUUGGUGAUAAGCUAGGCAAUAGAUGAUUUGCUCAUAUUCAAUGAUCGGUGUAAGCAAGCCAAAUAAGUUGUAGCAACCACUUUAAGUAAAUAUGUAAUAUUCAUCUUUUUUCUUGCUCAUAAAAAGAUUCUUCUGUCAUUCUUUGACUGUG